CUAUCAAACCUCAUCUUGUUACUAUAAUUAAUUUUUUUUUUGGCAGACUAAUUUCACUUUCCUGUAUAUAAAAAUGAACCGAGUAUCAAAAACAGAAUAUUUAAAAAAGACCAUUUUGCCUUUAGAUUCUAAUUUUGGUUUGGAACAACACAAGAUAGCAUUAACAGUAUGGCCAAGUUCAAAUUUGAUCUCAAGACGGCAGGUGAUUUGCUUGUAUUGGCUGGAGCAGGUCUCUCGGUGUAUUAUUUAUUAAACCAUAUCUUGAAUGAGUAUGUUGAUUCUUCCGUGAAACAAUCAGAAGCAGGAAAGAAGAGUAAAAGUGUCCUUAAAAGAAUUCAAGCUAGUAAUCCCCAACUCAAGAAUGUAACAUUCAAUCAAUAUGAAAAGACAUUGUUAAGUUCGUUGGUUACACCAGACGAGAUAGAUGUGACGUUUGAAGAUAUUGGUGGAUUACAAAACAUUAUAAAUGAAUUAAGGGACGCUGUGAUCUUACCAUUAACUAAACCAGAUUUAUUUGCAUCCCAUUCUGCUUUGAUUCAAUCUCCUAAGGGGGUUUUAUUUUAUGGUCCACCAGGAUGUGGGAAAACUAUGUUGGCCAAAGCUAUUGCUAAAGAAAGUGGAGCUUUUUUCUUACUGAUUAGAAUGUCUACUGUAAUGGAUAAAUGGUAUGGAGAAUCAAAUAAAAUAACAGAUGCUAUAUUUUCGUUAGCUAAUAAAUUACAACCUUGUAUUAUAUUUAUUGAUGAGAUAGAUUCAUUUUUAAGAGAUAGAUCAUCUAGUGAUCAUGAAGUCAGUGCUUUAUUGAAAGCAGAAUUCAUGACUUUAUGGGAUGGUUUAAAAUCAAAUGGAAGAAUCAUGGUAAUGGGUGCUACUAAUAGAAAAAGUGAUAUUGAUGAAGCUUUUUUAAGAAGAUUACCCAAGACAUUCCCAGUUGGUAAACCAGAUGCAUCACAAAGAAGAUCAAUAUUCGAAAAGAUUUUACUUAAUGUUGAAUUAGAUGAAAAUGAUUUUGAUUUAGAAUAUCUUAUUGCCAAAACUAAAGGUUAUAGUGGUUCAGAUAUAAGAGAAUUAUGUCGUGAAGCUGCCAUACACUCCAUUAAAGAUUAUAUUAGAGAUAAUUAUGAUCAUAAAACUAAACAAUUAAGUAAUGGAACAGUAGAUAGUUUACCAGUUAUACCAUUAAAGACUACGGAUUUCAUCAGAACUGCAAACACUACCAUUCCAGCAUCAACUAUUGAUUAGAUAUUGUGAUAGAUUGUAUUUAUAGGCACAUUGCGACUAUUUAUUAAUUAGGUUUAUGAACCCAAAGUAUAUAGAACCUCAUCAAUAUUAAGUUUAAUUUUAGCAGCUAAACUUGUAAACCCCCAUAUGUUCUAAAUUUGGAGCAAUAUAUAUUUAACUAUGGGGAUUUGGAGUUACCCGGACAAUUGGUCCUAAUGAGAUGUACGCUUAGUGAAAAAUUUUGAUGGUAAAUACAUAAUACUAUUCUUCCUUUCUUUCUUUCUUUCUUUCUUUUACUAUUUCAUUUCAUUCAUCCAUUCCCAUAACAAAGAGGAUAAUCAUUGUAUAGUUGUAUAACUGUUCAAUAUAUAUGGUUUCUAUCUAACCCAUCUGAUCAAAUUUGUACUAAUGUUUUUGAGCAGCCAUAAUUAUUAUUUCUUCCUCGAAUACCAUUUGCAAAAAGGUAUACCAAACAUCUAACGACAUCUCCAUU
Molecule: messenger RNA, 1714 nt
Organism: Scheffersomyces coipomensis
Lineage: Eukaryota; Fungi; Ascomycota; Pichiomycetes; Serinales; Debaryomycetaceae
Exons: 1
Coding region: 169-1242 (357 amino acids)
Biological process (GO): extraction of mislocalized protein from mitochondrial outer membrane
Cellular component (GO): mitochondrial outer membrane
Molecular function (GO): ATP hydrolysis activity; ATP binding
Source: RefSeq, a predicted model, not a curated record